AUGGCUCUCGCGGCUGAUUUAAGUACGCUUGGCGAUGCCCUGAUCACUUCCGUCGCUAAGAUAUCACCGGACCAGAAGGGGUCUGCGCGUGUCCAGAAUCUGAAGCGUCGUGUACAAGGGGGUCUUCGAACUGGCUCUCAUACGCGCACCGACCAGUUUGCAGUCGCCAAGCAACUUGAGGGACUACAGGAAAAGUUUCAAAUCUUGAAUAGAGAUGAACUUGCCGAAGCCCUUCACACACGCCUUGUGGAGCUGGAGAGCAGUCAGAACUCCUGGCUCCCAGAGAUCCUGAGUCUCUUACUGCAACUCUCAGAUCGCCCCGCUCUUUUAUCUACCGUCAAACGUCCAGAGGAAGGUGCCAAGGCACCAGAACCAAAAGAGACUCUUUCUUGGUCGGAUCUUAACGCGGAUGGGACGGCCUUCAGUGAUGAAGAAAUUUGGGAACAGGUAGACUUUGCUGGCGACUCGUCAGAUGACGACUUUUCAUCCGUUGCCAGUGAUGUAUCUAUCCCAAAGCAUAGGCCCCAAUCCGCCACGACGGUGGACGAUGGUUACACUAUUCCAGAGGACGUUUUCGUUCCGGCAGAGGAUGAGAAUCUUGUUGCCUUUCUAGAAAAGGCCCAAUUUUGGAGAGCGGAGAAUCAAGGAAAUGGCUCAGCCACCUCGCGACUUAUCACAGAGUCCCAACUCGCUAGAGAGACUAUCUUUAUGCUUCAGGGCCUUCCGACGUCCAUUUAUGUAUAUUUGGACGAUGAAUUUGGAGUGGAUCGAAGAUACAUGCUCGCACAUUCAUCCAGGGAAUCCCUGGCCUCGCUUUUGCAGUGUUUCAGCGAGAUAGGCGCCAAAAUCAACAAUUUACGGUCUUUCACCAAGCUCCCACAGACAAUUCCAUACAUGCAAACAUUCUGUCGGGGCUUAGAAGAGCGUCUUCUUGAAUUUGAUAGAGUCUUAUCUCAAGUUCAGUGCAGAUACCUUUCCGCUGGGUCAACUGUCAGUCUCAUCCAGCUCCUUGUUGACGUUCGUCAACACUCUCACGAGCUAGUAUUGCUCGCAGAAAUGAUCUUCAAGCUAGGCAAAAACUCGACUGAUCAACCAAUGUGCUGCCUUGAUUUGUUAUACAAUUUAAUAUGCAUGUUGGAAGCCCUUGGUGACGAAACUUCGUCCCAACGCCUGGCCGAGCUAUUCUUUAUGUGUUUCAAAACGUAUUCAAGCUCAAUUCGACUGUGGAUGGAAACAGGCCAGGUUGAUUGUUCGGACAGCACUUUCUUCGUGCGAACCAAUCGUGAAAAUGGGGAUCUACGAACUCUUUGGCAUGAUUGGUUUGUGCUGGAUACGGGCCACAGGCAUCAGAGGAUUCCUCAGUUCCUCGAAGCUGGUGUGCAGAAAGUUUUCACGGCGGGGAAAAGCAUGGUGUUUCUGCGCCAUCUGAAUGCACCACCAGACAUUGAGGCCAUGAGAUUUGAGGACCUCUAUUCCCAAGACUCUUCGGUAUUACUUCCUUUCCCCGCGCUAGUAGAGUCUGCUUUUGAAAAGCUCGUGGAUGUGGAUCAUUCACUCAGUGCUAGCCUAUUACGAACAGAACUUGAUCAACAAUGCGGAUUAUGGACAUCUCUUGAUGCUCUUCAACAUGUUUAUCUCGCUAAAGACAUGAGCGCUAUCAGCAUGGUUGACGCCAAAAUCUUUGAGCUGAUCGAUCGGGGUCGUUCGUGGGAUGACAGGUUUCUGCUCACUGAGAUAUCAAGGACGGCCUUCAGUUCAAUAUCUGUCAUUGACACAUCAAGACUCCUUGUGCGGCCAGCUAGUACUCCAUCUCGGAUUUCUCAAAACAAUCAUCGAACCGUGCGGAUUCUGGAAGCAAUCUCAAUUGAUUAUGGCCUUCCGUGGCCUAUUGCGAACAUAAUUACCGAGGAAGCAAUACACACUUACCAACGGGUCUCGACCUUCCUGAUGCAAAUCAGGCGCGCUAAAUAUGCUAUUGUGAGACAGCGUAUUCGCGACGCCCGCAUCACUACACCUGACGACAAUGACACAUUGCUGCACGCUCUACACCAUAACAUGCUCUGGGUCCUCGAUUUGAUCUACGGCCAUCUGACCUAUCUUGUGAUCUCCACAGCAACCCAAUCUCUACACAAAGAUUUAUCUGGCGCACAAGAUGUCGACGCUAUGAUAGCCGCCCACCAAUCAUAUAUGUCCUCUUUGGAAGCCCAGUGCCUCCUCUCUAAAGAUCUAUCACAUAUCCAUGACGCAAUCAUCAAUUUCCUAGAUCUGUGUGUUCAUUUCGCAGAUCUACAAGCCGCGCACUUGCUCGGCGACGAAGACCAACAUCUGGAGAACUUGAAGGCGCCGCAGACAAAGAGAGACUCUGAAGACGAGUUUGACUCCGAUGAUGAUGAGGACUACGAUGACAUGAAUCACGAACACACACUCACAGUCUCAUUCCGUGACUCGACCUACAGCCAGCAAAUGAAAACUGUCAAUAAUCACUUCAGCUAUCUGACCACCGUCGUCACAGAUGGACUGAAAACUUUAGCUCGGGCAGAUGGACUUGAAAGUUGGGAUAUUCUUGCCGACAGGCUCGAAUGGAGACGAAAUUGGCGUAGGCUUUGA
This is a messenger RNA of Penicillium concentricum, 2607 nucleotides long. RefSeq lists its product as uncharacterized. The record is from RefSeq and is a predicted model, not a curated record. Gene Ontology annotation, cellular component: gamma-tubulin complex; equatorial microtubule organizing center; centrosome. Gene Ontology annotation, biological process: mitotic cell cycle; spindle assembly; microtubule nucleation. Gene Ontology annotation, molecular function: microtubule minus-end binding; gamma-tubulin binding. NCBI's taxonomy places the organism in Eukaryota, Fungi, Ascomycota, Eurotiomycetes, Eurotiales, Aspergillaceae. The coding region runs from base 1 to 2607 and encodes 868 amino acids. The transcript is spliced from 2 exons.